This is a messenger RNA of Adineta ricciae, 1773 nucleotides long. NCBI's taxonomy places the organism in Eukaryota, Metazoa, Rotifera, Eurotatoria, Adinetida, Adinetidae. The record is from the annotation of a GenBank genome assembly.
AUGAAUGGAAUAAGAUCUAUUUUUGCUCGAAAUUUCAAUUGGUUUUCGAGAAAAGCAAAUAAUAACUCGUCGUUUAGUGGACGGUUAAAACGAAAUGUAAGAAAUAUUAUCAUCGUUGGUAUUAUUGGUGUUGGCACAUAUCAUGGUUAUCGAAAAUAUCAUCGUUAUCAAUGGAGAAAUGCAGUCAAUGAUUUAAAUGAAAAUCUUGGAAGAAAACCACGAUUAAUUGUCUUAGGAACAGGAUGGGGUUCUGUAUCCCUUUUAAAACAUAUUGAUACAUCAAAAUAUGAAGUUAUUUGUGUAUCACCACGAAAUUAUUUUCUCAUGACACCAUUAUUACCAUCAGUUAGUGUUGGAACAAUUGAAACUCGAACUGUUAUCGAAUCCAUUCGAUCAUUAAUUGGACCACAUAUUCAAUUUCUCGAAGCAAAUUGUUUUAAUGUUGAUAUCAAUUCCAAAACAAUUUCAUGUAAGACAAAUAAUGAAUCGAAUCAAUCAACAUUUAAUCUGAAUUAUGAUAUUCUUAUUGUUGGAAUUGGUUCAGAAAAUAAUACAUUUAAUACGCCUGGUGUUGAACAAUAUGCACAUUUUCUUAAAGAAAUACCUGAUGCUCGACGUAUAAGAGCAAAGAUUAGUGAUGCUUUUGAAUUUGCAAUGAUACCAACACAAACAAUUGAAGAAAAAAAACGUCUUUUACAAUUUAUUAUUGUUGGUGGUGGACCAACCGGAGUGGAAUUCGCUGCUGAACUAUCUGAUUUAAUUCAUGAGGAUUUAAAAAAUUAUUAUCCACAACUAGUUACCAAUGAUGUGAAAAUUACAUUAAUUCAAUCAACAGAUCAUAUUCUUUCAACAAUGGAUAAGAAAAUCAGUGAAUAUACGGAAAAACAUUUUCAUCGUGAAAAUAUUGAAAUUUUGACAAAUACUCGCGUAAAAGAAGUACGAGAACGUGAAGUUUUACUUCAAUCAAAAGAUUCUAAUGAACAACGACAAAUUCCAUGUUCAGUUAUUGUUUGGGCAACAGGAAUUCAAUCAAGACCAUUAACUAAUGAAAUUCGACAAACAAUUGGAUUAAAUAUUCAAAAUAAUCGAAUGGGUCUUCUAACAGAUCAAUAUUUACGUGUGAAAGGUGUUUCAGAUCAAUCAAUAUUUGCUUUAGGUGAUUGUGCAACGAUUGAACAACUCAAACUUCUCGAUCAAAUUCAAUCUUUAUUUGAACAAGCGGAUACAGAUCAUCAGAAUGGUUUAGAUUUACAAGAAUUUCGAUCAUUAGUUCAAAAGAAUAUCGCUCAAUAUCCACAAUUAGAAAUCUUUGCAACAAGUAUUGAAAAAGCAUUUGCAGAAGCUGACAAAGAAAAUUCGGGUUAUUUAACAGUUGAUACACUUCGUUUUAUCUUAGAAAAAGCUGAUAAAAAGAUACGUACAUUACCAGCAACAGCACAAGUUGCAUAUCAGCAAGGUUGUUAUCUCGCAAAUUUAUUAAAUCAUAUCAAUGAUUUCAAAUCGAUUCAUUUUCAAGAAGGAAAUUUCGAACCAUUUCGUUAUAAACAUCGAGGUUCAUUGGCAUAUGUUGGUGGAGAUUCAGCUGUUUUAGAUUUCAAUCAUUCGAAAACGAUUUUCGAAAGAUUUUCAUUGAAAUCAUUAUCUGGUCGUAGUGCGCUUUACCUAUGGAAAUCAUUUUAUUUAACUGAAAUGUUUACUGGACGUACAAAAGUUUUAUUAGCUUCUGAUUGGAUUCGUACUCAAAUUUAUGGAAGAGAUAUUAGUCGAUAUUAA